This is a messenger RNA of Helianthus annuus (common sunflower), 2887 nucleotides long. Its product is annotated as VIN3-like protein 1. Bases 1072 to 2436 code for a protein of 454 amino acids. The transcript has 4 exons. NCBI's taxonomy places the organism in Eukaryota, Viridiplantae, Streptophyta, Magnoliopsida, Asterales, Asteraceae. Gene Ontology annotation, biological process: epigenetic regulation of gene expression; vernalization response. The record is from RefSeq and is a predicted model, not a curated record.
UUUAAAUAUAAAUAGCAAUUGUAUAGCUAUAAAAUAGCUGGGUUUUAGGUUUUUGUUAAAUAUACAUGUAAAGUAGCAUAUAUAUACCAGUGUAUUUUGAUAUAAUAUACAUAUAAAAUUAAUUUUUUUUUCUAGUGUAUCACUAUUUAUAAAAUAGCCGCCCGCUAUUUAUCGCUAUUCGCUAUGUAACAUAUAGGUACCUUAUUGCUAUUUGUCGCUAUUCGCCAUUAACAACUAUGCAUAUAGGUUACGUAUAUAAAAGUAUCAUAUAUAGACUAUAGAGCUUAUUGAUAUCAGUGUUUUGGGUACGUGCCAUAGAAGCGUAUGCGAAAUGCAAGGAAAUUUAUAUAAAUACCUUGUGCGAAUAUAUGAAGCGGUGCGCUUUAGCGCCUCGGCUAGGGACUCAAUCGCCCCGGUGCUCCUCUCAUUUUUCAAAACCAGGUAAGCAAUAGUUAAGGUUCAUUUUGUCAUGAACUAAUUUUUUUUUUGAAUAAAUCUGUAGGUGUCUUGGUUUUAAAAAACGAGAAAGGCACAAAAGCGAUGGGGUCUAAAACCGAGGCGCGAAAUGUACAACCUAAAAAGCACGUUGUAUCACAAUCUAUUGCACAAAAAUGAUGGAAAUACAUGAGGCACGCUCCUCAGAGUCAACUUUUUGCCAAAAGAAACGCACCUCAUGUGCGCUUCUUGUAAAACUCGUGCCUCGUGUAGGCUGAUGGCGCCUCGCGCCUAGGCGCACCUUAGGCGCGAGGUAGGUGUAGUUUUUGUAUAAGAUUAUUGUUGUUAUAAACAAUAAAUUUGGUCUUUAAUUUUCUUCAUUUAUGAUUUAUGAGGAAAAGUUCAAGACAAGUUUGUUGAAAAGGGGCCGUAUCCUAUGCCUGAUAUCCGCGUAUUUACUUUCACAAUUUCUAUAUAAUGGUUGGUGUUGAGGCCUUAAAGGUAUAGAAUACAAAACCCUAGAAAGCAAGAGCGCCGACCGACGUCUUCAUCGAUACGCUGUUCUUCACUAGCUUGAUUUCAUUGGUCUGCAGUCUGCUCAUAAUUCGUUUUUUUUGAAACUCUCAAUCAACACAGAUGGAUAAGAAAAUUGCGAAGAAUCAGGAUUCAAAGAAGGUACCCGUGGGUCCUAAAGGCCAGCCAUCAAGAAGGAACAAGAGAAAAGGGGCAAACCCUAAGCGAAUCCCACAAAACACAGAUUCUAGAUUCUCAGGUACAUUGAUUUGCAGUAACUCCGCGUGUGGGGCUGUGCGUUGCGUUUUUUAUCCCUUCUGUAAGAGGUGUUCAUGCUACAUUUGCCAUUUAUUUGAUAACAACAAAGAUCCUAGUCUUUGGUUGGAAUGCGCAUCUGAUUCUCCAUCAGACUCAUGUGGGUCAUCUUGCCACGUUGAGUGUGCCUUCCGACGAGGAAGGGUCGGUGUAGUUGAUCAUGGCCAAGGGAUGCGGCUCGAUGGGGGUUACUGUUGCGCGUCAUGUGGUAGACGCUCAGGGAUACUUGGGUAUUGGAAGAGGCAACUGACCAUUGCAAAGGAGUCCCGCAGUGUCGAUAUCCUAUGCCAUAGGAUAUAUUUGUGUUUUAGGCUUCUAAAUGGCACAUCCAGGUUUAAAAACCUACAUCAAUUUGUUAUAGAAGCAAAAAAUAAAUUAGAGGCGGAAGUGGGCCCACUGGAUGGGGUCCAUGGCAAGGUGGCACCAUUUAUUGUAAGCAAACUCUCUGUCGCAGGAGAAGUGCAAGCAUUGUGUAAUGCUGCACUCCAAAAGGCAGACGAAUUUUCUGCCACACGUUCUAGUCCCCUGGGUGGUAAAGAAGGCUCCGUUCUUCAAAAGGAAGGAACAUCUGGUGCCAAUGAUGCUGAACCAGACUCCAUGCUUAAAGUCCGAGACUCUGGCAAACUGCCACAGCUAACUUGGGUUGAAGAACAAGGAGGCUUGGAUGAUAUGUCAGGUCCAGAAUUGAGUGGGCUUGGUCAUAUGGUCAGGCCCGACACUUCGAAAGCUGACGGGUCACCAUCUACGUCAAAUGGGCUGGACAGGAAUAUCGUCAUAGUUCUUGAUACAGAUGACGAAGCUGCUCCAAAUGAUAUCCCUAGGGAUGACGCAGAAAAAUCGGCCCAACAUGGGCCCAAUGUGGAAGUGGCAGCUGUUAACCCCCAGGCCGGGAUGACAAGAAAGAGGCCAGCUAAUACAGAGGCCCAUGAUUCUGAUAACCUGGAGCAGAAGUAUGAAUAUUUUGUGCUGUUCCGAAAGCUUGAGCGUGAAGGGCACAUCACAAAAGAAUUUAGACAGAAACUGUUCACGUGGUUUAGUCUGAGUUCAACCGAGCAUGAACGAAGAGUGAUCAAUGCUUUCAUCCGAACACUCGGGGAUGACCUUCAAAGCUUAGGAGAACAGUUGGUUGACUCCUUUGGGGAUAUAGUGAACAGCAAAAGGCCCAAAACUUAAUUCUGCCGUCAGCUUUGGCACUAAACAAGAGGGACUAAAAUGUCACCGGCGGGCUUCUUGUGGGAAGAAGGGCAUCCAUCCGUAUAUGGAUGUUGAGUUAUGGGCUUGGGUUGGGUGGGUGUUGCAGUUGAGAGAGAGAUGAAGAAGGGUAUCAGUGAUGGAAAUUUGACAGUCGAAGAUGGUUUCUGAUCGACGAGAGAGAGAGAGAGAGCAAGAUGAGUUGGAUAUGUUUUUAAAACUUUUUAUUUUUUUAGUGCUAUUUGGUAAAAAGACUGAAAUACCAUUUCAUGUGUUUGUCAAGCACAUGGCUAGAGUUUACUGAGAAAUUGUAUGGAGUUGAUGUGAAGGAUGAAGAGUGUAGCAAAAACUAUUACAGGGAGUGAAUGUAAUCUUUUUUUAAGAGACAUUCUCUAAUUUGGAGCUAAAUAAAGGACAAAAUUGCAUUUUAGUA